GAAGACAGUCCGCGGUGAUAUCGAAAAUAGUACCUUGUAUGGAUGGCAUCGCUGGACAGAUCUAUAAACCCCCAAAUGCCCGGCCCGAUGGAGAACUGGACAAUGGAGACAUAUCGGCGAGAUGGAACUCGUUAGCACGCAGGUCUCGGACGGUACCGAGUCAAGUCCCGAACGAGCCAUCGAGCUCUUUCUUGCUUCCCACCCCGCCCAGAGACACCUCGAUCUGCUCACCGAGAUCCUCACCCAGAGCUCCAACAUCGACGAGCGGGUGGCGGCCCUGAUUCAUGGCGCAUGGUACCAUGUCUGCCGCAACAACCUCUGGUGUCCUCGCUUCGGCAGCCUCGAUGAGUACCGGCAGUCCAUCGACUACUCCUCCGUGGUGAAGCCUAUCCUUCAGCGCCACAAGAAGUCUGACCGGGCGAAGCAGCUGAGCUCGCAGAUCAUCCUGCGCCAGUGGAAUGUCCAUUACACUGUGGCCAUACCGGAGACUUUCCGGCCCAUCUUUUGGAGCAAACAUCUGUUGACUCUGAUGGGUGCUUUGAGCAAAGCAAAGCCCCUCCCGGAAGCCCUGGAUCUGCUGCAGAAGAGCGUCAAGGCUAGGCCGCAUCGCGGCAGGAGUCGACCUCAGCUUGUUCCAAGUGACGUCCAGCGUGUUCUUGACAGACUCAAAGCCACAAAGUCACUCCAUCAAGGAUACAAAGGUAGGUUCCUCCGGAAGCAGAGUACUGGUCCCCUCACUGCCCUAGACUGCGAUUUAGUACGGUCUGACAGCCUCAACUCGCCGUUCGUGGCAGCAUCAUUUUUCGAUAGCAUGAAGAACCUCAUACCCGGCCCAGAGAAUCAGAUUGGAGAGCAUAGCGACGUGAAAAUAAAUGCGUGUGGAUGCGCCCCUAUAUGCCUGCCGUUGAUUACGCUUCUGUCCGAUAAUGGGUCAGAAUUGAGUCGACCGCUUGUUACCAGCUUGCUGCACUGGGCGAGGUCAGUUUCAUGGGAGAGUCUCUGCGAAGACCACCUAAAAGAGCUCUACCUCCACAUGGCUCUCGUACAACCCCACGGAAUGGACCGCAGGGAAAUAGUCCGACACUUGGAGAUGUUCUGUAGCAGUCGACGCUCGUCAUCAAGCUCAAGCGACUCAUCCACAAAAGACCAGCUCAUGUCACUUUUACCCCCAAUUGCAGAGAUGGCGGACGACCAUCUGCUUUUCAGUCGCUACACUGCGAUGCCAAGCCUCUGGUCUACAUGGCAGAAAGAGGGAGUUGUACAUAUUGCGGGCUUCUUCGACUACCUGGAGCAAUACGGAAUCUUUGACCGAGUGCGCAACACUCUGAAGAGACACGCCUCGGGGGACGAAUUCCAGCUCAUAAGCCAGAAGUGCUACGAGCUGAUCUGCCAAAUGAUCCAGCAGGAUCCAGCGUACUACUCACUCAUCGUCGCCUGUCGACCAGACAAGAACUGGAGGCUCAUACAUCGACCCGGCCAUUAUCACCGAGAAGGUCCACCAUGCGCUGAAGAAAGGCUGGACUUUGAUUUCGCCCUGGGACAGACCGAUCCCCUAUCGACUGUCAAAGGAACCAGCGAUAUUCGAAGCACGAUCAUGCUGCCAACCUUUCCCCCGGAACACGUACUCAACGUCGUCCCGGGGUCUCACCAACCCGCGGCGGAGAGCAAUUUGGCCACCCAGUCAUGCGGAACCAAAUGUAUCACCAUGCACUCAGGCGACCUUGUCCUUACCAUGCCCAACCUGACCCGGCAUCCGGGGAGCUUCAUGUCCCCUGCUCUCUUAAACAUAACCCAAAGUGGAGUCGAUGACAAUUUCGAGACUCUAGAAAACGGCUACGGCGGGACAUGGGCCCGACUAGCUAUGAUCCAGAACUACAAGGAGCUCGGGAUGCAAUAUUUGGGACCUUUGGAGCGGUCAUACGCCCCUUCCCACUUCCAAGGCUAUGCAGGGGACGACAGCCGACUUGAGUCUGCCUCCGCGCUGGGCGAGGCGCUGAUGGGACGCCGGGAGUGGAAAGACCGCAAGGUAAUCCACCAGCGCAAUAUGGCCUUAGGGAGCGACGACGCCAUCGCCCUGGGGUUUGUGAAGAAAGUCCGGGAUCGGCUCGCGGUCGAAUUCCACGAAACACUCGAUUUGAUCGAACUGUGUCAUGAAGGAUCCGCUGCAUCCACCGCAAUCGACCUAUCUACCCUGCAAACACCACAAUUAUACGACUGUCCAAGCAUGCACACCGGCAUCGUCCCAGAUAUAGACUUCAACCUGCUGGAUUUCUCAUGGAUUCCAGACCCAGUGUAUGGCAUGCAGCUCGAUGCUGGGCUCGGUAAAGCCAUGGAUCCGACGGCUGCAUUCUAUACGCCUGAAGCUAUUGACCAUGCCGGCGAUCUGAUGUACCAGAUCCUGGGCGAGUAGUGUGUAUUAUAUGUGGCAGCUGCCAGGUCAUACCGCCAUUUUGUUCUGUCGUCAUAAGCGGAGUGCUGUGCACUCAUUCACCAAUAUAGCUUUUAGCACUGUGGCUGUGGGGGUACUCUCAAGGACAUCAUGUCUAUAGCCAAUCUUAGGAGUCUAAAGGUUCUCUUUUAGCACUCAUCCAUUAUUUAAUAUUCUC
Molecule: messenger RNA, 2606 nt
Organism: Aspergillus heteromorphus CBS 117.55
Lineage: Eukaryota; Fungi; Ascomycota; Eurotiomycetes; Eurotiales; Aspergillaceae
Exons: 4
Coding region: 122-2410 (762 amino acids)
Source: RefSeq, a predicted model, not a curated record